CCUCGCCCUGCAGCCAUGCCGCCAUGGUAACAGGUGUCGUCAUCAGGCAGGUCAUACGCAGCGGCUGACGGUGACUAACACCAGUCGGUGCGGCGGAUUGGCGAAGUCCAGGCGUCUUCUUACCUGUUCCUGUGGGUUCGGAAGAACGAGGCAAGAUGCAUGAUGAUCGUGAAAGGCAGGCUGCGGUGAAACAGGCCGGCUGGUGCUGUAGUUGGGCUAUAGUUUUCGGGUCUUUUGCGGCAUGUUGCGCGGUGGGACUCAUCGUCUGUGGGGUCGUCAUCACCAAACCGGUCGUGGAGACAAAGUCCCUGGAGUUCCAGGAGACAACUUGUACCACAAACCAAAGUUAUCUUACAGGGAGAAACAUUGGCUGUGGCUGUGGUAAGAACUGCCAGUCCAACUACCCCUGUCUGCGCAUGACUGUGACGUAUGUUGUAAACAACGCCACCAUCGAUGGUGUACUUUUCGACACUGAGCAAAGGCUGAACAACAAUGGAGGCUCCGCCGAGAAUGAACAGUGUGUGACGGCACCGUGCCAGAGAGAUGCGGGGCAAAAUUCUAGAGAUGUCCUGAAUUUCAACGACACCUAUGCUCCUGGGACGUCCUACACAUGCCUGUACCAUCCAGACAGGCCAGGGAAUGUUGUGCUGACUCGGCUCUUCACGUGGGACGCCAUGUUCCACUCCAUGCUGUGGACCAGUAUCUUCACUUUCAUCUUUGCCGUCCUCUUCUUCUACUGCCUCUACAAAUGCAGGGAGGCAAAGAACAAGGUAGCCUCCAUACCGGUCACAAUCCCUCCCCGUGCGCCUGGCGCACAGCCCGGGUACUUCUUACCGCAGCCCCCGGCGUAUUCGGAAGGUGGUCAGUCAAUGGGGAUGCAACCCCCGCCCCAAAACAUCUACUCCAAUGAUACAAAGACUGGAUAUUCUAACUACAACUACAACUGAGUCUAACAGCUAGCCCGAUUUUCUCACGACCUUGUGUAAACCAUUUCGUUCCCUGUUAAUACAAGGCAAAGGACCAAGUGGUACAUGGUUUGAACCAAACCUAAAAAACAAAAACAAAUGUAUUUACUUUCUUACUCAGUGUAUAAUCAAGCAAAUCAGACAAAGGAACAGGCACACGAGGUGUAUGUGGGUCCGUACCUGUUAUGAACAUAUAGAAUCUUGAUAUUGUUUCAUCUUCUUAGCGUUCUAGUGCAGGAUACUUUCUUUAAGCUCAGCAUAGUGCACAUAGUGGAGAUGUAUAUUAUAUAUUAUAUACUUUUUUCAGCUUUAGAACUGUGGAACAGAUCACAUAUAGAGAAACUGUUGUAAACAGAGACAAUUUUAAAUGAAGUCGACAAUGCCUGGGUUAGAACACUGCCAAUGUCCUGUAUGUUCUCUGUGGAAUGCUGCUAAUGUUGUGUGAAGAAUGGUACAGGAACAAUGAUUCAUAUCACCAUAUAGCAUCUCAUGUACGUACUAUAUUAUGGUUACACUGUAAGUUAGAAUUAUAUGUAUUUGUAGAUCUUUUCAUACUGUAUAUUUGUGUACGUGCGUUGUGUUUUUCACUCUUUUACCUUUGUAAACUUUAUUUGUAUGGCGUGCCAUGGAAAUAAAAACAUACACGAUG
Molecule: messenger RNA, 1614 nt
Organism: Branchiostoma belcheri (Belcher's lancelet)
Lineage: Eukaryota; Metazoa; Chordata; Leptocardii; Amphioxiformes; Branchiostomatidae
Product: calcium-activated potassium channel subunit beta-2-like
Exons: 5
Coding region: 156-947 (263 amino acids)
Biological process (GO): potassium ion transport; detection of calcium ion
Cellular component (GO): voltage-gated potassium channel complex; membrane
Molecular function (GO): calcium-activated potassium channel activity; potassium channel regulator activity
Source: RefSeq, a predicted model, not a curated record